Messenger RNA from Passer montanus (Eurasian tree sparrow), 3829 nucleotides. Its product is annotated as toll-like receptor 13. Gene Ontology annotation, molecular function: protein binding. Gene Ontology annotation, cellular component: extracellular matrix. The record is from RefSeq and is a predicted model, not a curated record. Gene Ontology annotation, biological process: signal transduction. Lineage: Eukaryota; Metazoa; Chordata; Aves; Passeriformes; Passeridae. The transcript has a single exon. Bases 91 to 3435 code for a protein of 1114 amino acids.
AAGGAGCCCUUGGGUGCGGAGUAGGGAUCCUGGUGUUCCUGUGGGGGUCUCUGGGGCGUGGGUGAGGGGUCCCUGAGUGGGGUCUUUGGGAUGGCGAUGGGGUCCCUAGGGUGGUGGGGAUCACUGAGCCCCGCGUGCAGUCCCUGGGCCUCGAGGGGGCUCUCUGUGGUCCCUCAUCCCGGUCUCUCUCCCGCCGCGUGCAGGAUCUGCCCGUGGCGAGGCAGGAUGUGCCCCGCCCUGCUGGUGGCGCUGGUGGCACUGGUGGCGCUGCCUGCAGGGCUCCUUCCCUACGGCUUCCACAACUGCAUCCAGGCGCCGCGGGAUCCCGGGCUGUUCCGCUGCAUCCAGCGCUUCCUCAGCACCGUGGAGGCGGCGGUGGGCGACCUGCCCUCCACCGCCACGUCCCUCAACCUCUCCGUCAACAUCCUGCGCCGGCUGCCCCCCGGCGCCUUCGCCCGCCUGCCGCGGCUCCGCGUCCUCGACCUGACCCACAACCAGCUGCAGCUCCUGGCCCCCGGCGCCUUCUGGGGGCUCUCGGCGCUGGCCCACCUCGACCUGGCCAACAACAACAUUUCGGUGCUGGCCUCGGGCGUGUUCACCGGGCUGGGCAACCUGAGCACGCUGCGGCUGGACCGCAACCCGCUGCAGGAGGUGGCCCCCGGGGUGUUCCGGCCGCUGGCCGCGCUCAGCUCGCUGCGGCUGCGGGGCGGCCGGCUCCGCGCCCUGGAGCCCGUGGCCACGGCCGUGGGGAAUCUGACGCGCCUCGAGCUGCUCGACCUGUGCGGCAACGCGCUGGCGACGCUGGGCCCGGGACUGCCGCCCGCGCUGAGGGUGCUGCAGCUCUGCAACAACUCCCUGGCAGCUCUUUCGGGGGCCACCGCGGGGGUGGUGCCCGCAGGGCUGCGUGAGCUCGACCUGUCCUACAACAACAUCUCGGACCCCACGCCGCUGUCGGACCUGCGCCUCAACAACCUGACCACCCUCCGGCUGGCUGGCAACCCGCUGGACGUGGCGCAGGUGCUGCGCGUGCCCGGGGUCUCCCCGCGCCAGGUGGAUGUGUCAGGGCUCCGGGCGGGCACGGGCGGCCUGGAAUUCCUGUGCCAGCAGCUGACAGGACAGCGGCUGCAGUGGCUGCGGCUGCAGCACAUGGGGCUGGCGUCAAUGCCCGACGGGGCUCUGGCCGCGUGCCCGCUGCUGAGCGCCCUGGACGUGUCUGGCAACCGGCUGCGGAAAUUGGGCUGCGCGGGGCGGCUGCUGAACCCGGGGCAGCAAGCGGCGCUGCGCGAGCUGGUGGCCGAGCACAACUUGCUGCAGCGGCUGCCGUCGUGCAGAGGGGCCCCGGUCCUGCGGCAGCUGCAAAACGUGUCCCUGCGCUUCAACCGCAUCCUGGUGGCCGGCGCGGGUGCCUUCGACAACGCGCCGGCGCUGCGGCAGCUGCGGCUGGACGUGAACGAGCUGGCACGGCUGGACCGCGCGGCGCUGCGUGGGCUCGGCCAGCUGCAGCACCUGCGCCUUGACAACAACCUGCUCAUGGACCUGCUGCCCGGCUCCUUCGCCGACCUACACCAGCUGGAAGUCCUCAACCUGCGCAACAACCGCGUGGCUGUGCUCUUCCCCGGCGCCUUCCAGGGGCUGGACCGCCUGCAGACCCUUGACCUGGGCGGGAACAACCUGAAGCACUUGGCAGCCAAGGCGUUCCAGGGCCUCCCGCGGCUUCUCCGGCUUUACCUGGACCGCAACCGGCUGCUGGAGGUGAGGGCGGCCGCGUUCCAGCCGGUGCAGCUGACGCUGGGCGUGCUGGACCUGAGUGCCAACGCCCUGCGCUACCUGAGCCGACGCCUGCGGCAGCCGCCGCCCUUCCGCUACCUGCACAACCUCUACGACCUGAAGCUGCAGGGGCAGCAGCCGUACGGGAUGCGCGUGGUCCCACAGCGCUUCUUCCAGGGCCUCAGUGCCCUGCGCUGGCUCUACCUGUCACGGAACUCGCUCUCGGCCAUCCCCGCCGACGCCUUCGACGACCUGGCACGGCUGCGGUACCUGACGCUGGCCGACAGCAGCAGCGGCAUGGGCUACCUGCCCGCCGGCGUCUUCAAGAACCUGAGCCAGCUGCACAGCCUGAACCUGGAGAACACGGGACUGCGCGGCCUCGGCCCCGAGGUCUUCGGCAACCUGACGCACCUGAGGGAGCUGCGCCUGGCCAAGAACGAGCUGCGCACGCUGGAUACGGCUCUGACCACGCGCCUCCCCGCCCUGCGCUACCUGGACCUGCGCAAGUGCCCGCUGAGCUGCAGCUGUGCCAACGCCUGGCUGCCCGCCUGGCUGGCGCGCGGGCCCGUGCAGGUGGUCUACCUGUACAACUACACGUGUGGUGAGAGGGGCGGCGCCUCCACGUACCUGCACUGCUUCGACACGCACGUGUGCUACCUGGACAUGGGGCGGUACCUGUUUGCAGGGACGGCGCCGGCCGUGCUGCUGCUGCUGGUGCUGCCGCUGCUGCACCACCGCGCCUACUGGCGGCUGCGCUACCAGCUGUUCCUGCUGCGCGCGUGGGCACGCGGGCGCUGGCGGCGGGAGCAGCGGCGCUACGCCUACGACACCUUCGUGUCCUACAACUCCGGGGACGAGCGCUGGGUGCUGGAGGAGCUGGUGCCCGAGCUGGAGCGCGGAGCCCUGCGGCUCUGCCUGCACCACCGCGACUUCCGCCCCGGCCGCGCCAUAGUGGACAACAUCGUGGACGCCGUGUACAACAGCCGGCGCACGGUGUGCGUGGUGAGCCGCGGCUACCUGCGCAGCGAGUGGUGCUCGCUGGAGAUCCAGAUGGCCAGCUACCGCCUCUUCGACGAGCUGCGCGACGUCCUCGUGCUCGUCUUCCUCGAGGACAUCCCCGAGGCCGAGCUCUCGGCCUUCCACCGCAUGCGCCGCGUGCUGCUGCGGCGCACGCACCUGCGCUGGCCCCCCGAGCCCCCCGCACAGCCCCUCUUCUGGGCAAAGCUCCGCUGCGCCCUGAGCGCGGGGCAGGAGGAGGAGGAGGAGGGCAGGGAGAGGGCGGGCAGGGAGGAAGGGUGCCCUGGCACGGCUGGGAGCCCCGGGGAAGCUCUCCCGCAGGAAGGAAGCUUUCCGCCCCAGAAUCGCCGUUUUUUAUCCGGGGAAGGCGUCCUGGGGAGUAGGGGUGAUGGCAGCGAGGAGGAAGAGGAGAAUGAGGGGAGGAAGACAGGGGGCAGGGAGGGAGGCUGCCCUGACAGGACUGGGAUCGCUGCGGAGGUUCCCCCUCAGAAGAGCAGUUUUCUGCCCCAAAACCACCAGCGUUUCUCUUGGAAAUGUGGAGAUGAAGAUAACGAGAAAGAGGAGGAGGAAGAGGAGGAGAAGGUGGGGGAGGAGGAGGAAGGUUGCUGGGAGAGAGAGCGGCUGCUGCAGAGCGACCUCACCCUGGCGUAAUGGGGAUCCCCAGGGACAUUCCAAUAAAAAAAUGUGGUUUUGUCCCAAAAUCCCUGGUUAUCCUCUGAGAAAUGUGCGGCUGGGACGGUGGUAAUGAGGGAAAAGGGGAAGGAGGAGGAGGAAAAGCGGGAAGCGAGACGGAGCUCAACGUUCAGGUGCAGCAAAUGCUUCAUAACUCAGUUCCUUUUCCCGGCACGUGGCAGCUGCAGCUCUUGCACAGCUGGGUCAUCCUGGUGUUAUAAAUGAGAAGCUUCACUAGGCCAAUAUUCAAGCAGCAAUCAAUGUAUUAAUUAAUAUGGUAAAGUAUGAGCAAUACAGCGCUGGGUACAGCGGGGGAAAUUUUCCCUCCAACUCCACACCGAUAGUUGAGGCUUGCAGGUAUUUAUAGGGGUAC